Molecule: messenger RNA, 297 nt
Organism: Nilaparvata lugens (brown planthopper)
Lineage: Eukaryota; Metazoa; Arthropoda; Insecta; Hemiptera; Delphacidae
Product: activating signal cointegrator 1 complex subunit 2-like
Exons: 3
Coding region: 39-257 (72 amino acids)
Biological process (GO): regulation of DNA-templated transcription
Molecular function (GO): ubiquitin binding
Source: RefSeq, a predicted model, not a curated record
CAAAGACUGACACAUUGAGCCGGCCGAACGAAGUUGAGAUGGUGUCUCUAGUCACCCAGGUCAAAGAUUUGCUGCCUCAUCUUGGCGAUGGAUUCAUUCAGAAAUGUUUGGAGCACUUCAAGUAUGAUAGCGCGACUGUGAUAAACGCCGUCCUGGAGAGUAAUCUGCCGCACUCGCUCAAUCAACUGGACCCCUCCAUGCCCGCACAAGUCGAACCACCUCCAACCGAAACUGCUAGUAAUUUGCCGCUGCGGUGAAGUUUUUUGAUAACGAUGAGUUCGAUAUUAUGACUCGAGA